AUGGGUUCAAUAGGUGGAGCGUACUCGCCCAAUUUUUACGACAACAAGCACUACAUAAACGGCGAAUAUGUUACCUCGAAAAACAAGGAAACGUACACAGUCUGGAACCCAAAGAAUGGAGAAGUCAUAUCAGACCAGAUGGCUAUCGCUGGCGAAGACGACAUCAACGCAGCAGUCGAGGCCGCAGAAGCAGCCUACAAUGGUGCUUGGAGUAAAUUCAGUGGGCAACAGCGUGCCGCAUGCCUAAUGAAGCUUGCUGCCAUCAUGGAGGAGAAAAUGGCCGAUAUACUGACCUUGGACUCCCAAUCCUCCGGUAACCCAGUGUCCAUGAUUGCGACCCGAGAGAAGAACUACAUCAUCACAGCCAUCAAGUACUACGCUGGGUGGACUGACAAGCAGAAAGGCGAUUAUUACCCCGACGACGACGGAUUCGUCAAGAUCGUCCGACAUGAGCCUCUCGGUAUUUGUGCGGCAGUCAACCCUUUCAAUGCGCCCGUGGCAACCUUCAUCUUCAAAGCAGCUCCAGCUCUGGCAACUGGCAACGUCCUGAUUGUUAAGCCCUCAGAGAAAACCCCAUACGGCUCAUUAGCUUUGGCACCACUAUUCGAAGAGGCUGGUUUCCCCAAGGGAGUCAUUCAAUGCGUGUCCGGCGGUGGUUCGACUGGAGCAAUCUUGGCGAGCCAUAUGAAGAUCCGAAAAAUCAGUUUCACUGGAAGUGUACCGACAGGCCAGAAGAUCCAGAUCGCCGCAGCCAAAAGUAAUCUCAAGCGAGUCACCUUGGAGCUUGGUGGAAAGAGUCCGGCUGUUAUCUUUGAAGAUGCUAACCUUGAUAACGCCUUGACAUGGACUGUCAAUGCUCUGCUGGCGAGAUCUGGCCAGGUCUGUGUUGCAGCGACCCGAAUUUACGUGCAGAAGUCGAUUGCAGAACAAUUCAUUGAGAAAUAUGUCGCGAAGGUCAAGGAGGCUGCUGGGCGACUUGGCGAUCCUCAAGACCCUAACACCGGUCUGGGACCGCUGGUCGAUCACCUAGCCUUGGAAAGAGUCACAGGUAUGAUCGAACGAGCAAAGAACGAUGCCGAAUUAGUGGCAGGAGGAAACCGAAAAGGAGACAAGGGAAGCUUCGUUGAACCAACCGUCUUCUUGAACCCCAAGGCUGGCUCGGAAAUCAUUGAGAAGGAAGUCUUUGGCCCUGUCUCGGUUGUCAAGACGUUUGAGACUGAGGAAGAAGUCAUUAAGCUUGCCAACGAUACCGAGUAUGGUCUGAUGGCGGGUGUCUUUACAAGAGACGUGACACGGGCAAUGCGUGUCUCGGCCAAGCUCGAUGCUGGUGUCGUUGGCGUCAACUGUGUCAGCUAUAUGAACAUGCAAGCUCCUUUUGGAGGAAAGAAGUCUUCCGGCAUUGGACGAGAAUUUGGUGAAUAUGCUCUUCGGGCUUUCACAGAACCAAAGACGGUGCUUAUCAAUAUGAGCGCAUAG
Exophiala viscosa is the source of this 1476-nucleotide messenger RNA. RefSeq names its product Aldehyde/histidinol dehydrogenase. Lineage: Eukaryota; Fungi; Ascomycota; Eurotiomycetes; Chaetothyriales; Herpotrichiellaceae. The record is from RefSeq and is a predicted model, not a curated record. Gene Ontology annotation, molecular function: aldehyde dehydrogenase (NAD+) activity. The coding region runs from base 1 to 1476 and encodes 491 amino acids. The transcript has 3 exons.